AUACUUGCAAUCCAUACAGUAUCAGUGGAGGUAGAGAUGGCCUCGUAUGAAAGGAGAAAGGUGACUUUGAAGAGCUCGGACGGCGAAGAAUUCUUGGUAGAAGAAGCCGUGGCAAUGGAGUCUCGGAUGAUCCGUUACAUGAUUUGGGAUGGACUAGCAGGUGACGUGAUUGAACUCCCUGGCGUGAAGGGUAAGUUUCUAUCUAUGAUUAUUGAUUUUUGCAAGAAACGCGUUGCAUGGGCUGCUGGCGGCGAUGGGACUUUGGAAGGCUUGAAAUCUGAUUUUGUGAAGGUUGAUUUGGGCACACUGAUCCAUCUUAGUGCAGCAAGCUUUUGUCUGAAAACAAAUGAUUUGGUUGAUUUGACCUCUCAAACUUUAGCAAAUCGGAUUCAGGGGAAGACAAUUGAUGAGAUUUGCAGGGCCUUGAACCCUGAAGAAUAAAAGGAGAUUCAGAUGGAGAAUUCGUGGACAUUUGAGUGAAAUGAUGGUGGUGCUCUCUCUCUCUAUGAGUCUCUUGAGUUUUCUAUUUUAUUUGAUCAUGUUGAGUCUAGUGUGUUCUCUAUACUUAUUUGAAAGUGAUGAUUGUCUUUUAUUUCAUGUUGCAAGUUUAGGGUAAGAAAGUUGAAAUAACAUAAGAUAUGUAU
Molecule: messenger RNA, 644 nt
Organism: Phalaenopsis equestris
Lineage: Eukaryota; Viridiplantae; Streptophyta; Magnoliopsida; Asparagales; Orchidaceae
Product: SKP1-like protein 1B
Exons: 2
Coding region: 37-441 (134 amino acids)
Biological process (GO): SCF-dependent proteasomal ubiquitin-dependent protein catabolic process
Cellular component (GO): nucleus; cytoplasm
Molecular function (GO): cullin family protein binding
Source: RefSeq, a predicted model, not a curated record